This is a messenger RNA of [Torrubiella] hemipterigena, 2043 nucleotides long. The record is from the annotation of a GenBank genome assembly. Lineage: Eukaryota; Fungi; Ascomycota; Sordariomycetes; Hypocreales; Clavicipitaceae.
CGGGCUCCGGUGCAGUGACAAGCUAAAAGACGAUCGGGUCCGAGAGUUCUUGUCACUGCUUUCGUCAUUUAUAACCACGCUGAUUCACACUGGUAUCAUUUCCCACAAUCACCAGCGCACUCUUUUCGACUAUCCUGUCAUUGACACAUAUACAUUGUAUCUUGUAUAUCUCUACACAUCCAAUUCGCAGUAGAACUGGCAAUACCCUCUGCCACAGACACCGACUACGAUAACAAACGAGCCCACCCACGCUACUCAGCUACCUCUUACUACUCUUUUCUUUUUAUUUCUCAUAACAAAAUGCCAUCUCUAACAUCGGCCCGCUAUGGCAAGGAUAAUGUCCGCGUCUUCAAAACCGAUCGCGACGCCAAGACGGGCAUUCACACCGUCACCGAGAUGACAGUGUGCUGCUUGCUCGAGGGCGACAUCGAGACAUCCUACACCCGCGCCAACAACAACGUGGUUGUCGCUACGGAUUCCAUGAAGAACACCAUUUUCAUCUUCGCCAAACAGCACCCUGUCGAUCCGCCUGAGCAGUUUGCAGCCAUCCUCGGCGACCACUUCAUCCAGACCUAUCCGCACAUUCACGUUGCCAACAUUGACGUAACCACCCAUCGUUGGAACCGAAUCGCUCUAGAUGGCAAGGAACAUCCCCAUAGCUUUGUCAAAGAUGGGAAUGAGACGCGCGUCACCAAGGCUCGCAUCUCCCGCAAGGAUGGCAUCACUAUUCAGAGCGGCAUCAAGGGCCUCACGGUCCUCAAGAGCACCGGGUCUGCCUUCCACAGUUUUGUCCGCGACGAGUACACCACACUUCCAGAGACCUGGGAUCGCAUAUUGUCGACCGAGGUAGAUGCUAUAUGGGAAUGGAAGACGUUUGCAACUCUUGAUGCUGUCAAGAGCUCCGUCUCUAAGUUUGGCAACGCCUGGCAGGUGGCUCGUGAUAUCACUCUGCGCCGCUUCGCGCAAGAGAAUAGCGCUAGUGUCCAGGCUACCAUGUACAACAUGUCCGAAGAUAUCCUGGCAGCCGUACCGGAUGUAGAGCAUGUUCUCUAUUCCCUGCCCAACAAACACUACUUCGAGCUUGAUCUCAAGUGGCACAAGGGUCUCAAGAAUCUGGGCAAAGAUGCUACGAUAUAUGUCCCUCAGACAAACCCCAACGGUCUGAUCACCUGUACCGUGUCGCGAUCCUCAGGGCGCACGUCGCGUCUGUAAUAUGCCGUCGUGAUUGUUGCUGAAAUACAGCUGUACUGUUCGCCGCGGCUCCUUUUGAGCAACGCAUUGUAGAUAUAUAGAGUAGCGGCGUUCCUCAUCGCCUUUUAAUUUGUUCUUUCACUGCCAGAUUUAUGUGUCCUGUUUCUGAGAGUGAUGAAUAGUCCAUAGAAUAGUCCAUAAGAGAAAAGUUGGCGAGGCAUCAGGUAUGCUGUGAUGUUGUAUUGAAUGAAAAUUCGACGGAUGCUAUGCUACCAUUUCCAACAACAAAGAAUCGCUAUUGUUACAAAUUAUACAAAAGGGAUCGCCAUUUACAAUUCCCUCGUCCCAGGUGAAACCCAACUCUUCAUAUCGUACGCGCAAAAUCCAAGUACACGACCGUAAUUUUACAGCCUCUUCUUAUCGUUUUCGCGCAGUUGCUCUACCAUCUUAUCCCAACCUUCCUUGCCGACUUCGACACCACCAAAGCGGAUAAUAUUGUCCUUGUAUGGGUGAGCAUCACCCUCGAACGCUUUCAAUCUGGCCAAUCGCUUGUCGCGCAGUCUGUUCUUGGGCAGCAUACCACUGACAGCUUUGCGCAACACUUCACUACCACCGUGCUUCUCCAUGAGGACGUCCAUGGUAACAGUUUGCAGGCUACCAGGGCGGGUGUUGUGACGGUAGUACGGCUUUCGCCACAUCUUCUUUCCUGUAGUGUGUAGGGCUGCGCAGUUGGUAACGACAACGUAAUCGCCGCAGUCGGUAGACGGGUCAAAAAUAGGCUUGUGCUUGCCCAUUAGCAGGCAAGCGAUUCGAGAUGCCAAACGACCCAGUGACGGGGGUGUCGUGCCUGCU